AUGGCGUCAGCCGGCGCCGAAGCUCACCAGGGAGACCCAGGCAGCGGAACCGGAAAUACUUUCUUGGAAAACCCGGAAAGAAACUACAUCUCCCAGCAUGCCCGUUCUGACCCGAAGUCCCCGUGGCGUCUUGAAAAAGGCACUCCCGCGCCCGAGAUGGCGCCCACGCUCUCGACGACCGCUGCCCAGUUUGAGGAUCUGGCUGUGUAUUUUUCUCAAGAGGAAAGUGUGAGUCUGCACCCUGCCCAGAGGUCCCUCAGCAGAGACACCACCCAGGAGUGUUUUGAGGAUAUGGCCUUGAUGGGUAAGGUAAUUGUUUUUCCUGCAUUUUGGAACUUUGACACACUCAAAGAGCAAAUCCUGGAGCUGCUGGUUUUGGAGCAGUUUCUCACAAUCUUGCCCAAGGAGAUCCAGACCUGGGUGAAGCAGCAUCCAGAAAAUGAUGAGGAAGCCGUGGCUCUGACUGAGGAUGUACAGAGUACCUGGGCAACAGGUGUGAUAUCUAGAUUUUUGUCAACAGAAUAUAAAAGAAUGAAAGUGAUGUUGGCCUGGGGAAUGAAUACUAUUCUCUGUGAAUGUAUGAAAAGCUUUAGCCAAGGUUCUUAUCUUGCUCAGCAUGAGAGAAUCCACACAGGAGAGAAGCCUCACAAGUGCAGUGAAUGUGGGAAGGGCUUCAGUGAGCACUCUAACCUCACUGCCCACCUGACGACUCACACAGGGGAGAGACCAUACCAUUGUGGGAGAUGUGGGAAAACCUUCAACCAGAGCUCCAGCCUCACUCUUCACCAGAGGACCCACACUGGGAACAAGCCUUAUCAGUACAGUGUCUAUGGGAAGAGAUUCAACAACAGUUCCCAGUUUAGUGCUCUCCAGUGAGUCCACACAGUAGAGAGCCCAUACU
Miniopterus natalensis is the source of this 901-nucleotide messenger RNA. Lineage: Eukaryota; Metazoa; Chordata; Mammalia; Chiroptera; Miniopteridae. The record is from RefSeq and is a predicted model, not a curated record.